GUGUGUGAGAGCGCUUGAGAGAUAAUGAGCAGAUGAGUGAAUUCAGCUGUGUGUUUGGACAGAAACAUUUAAAAGAGAAACUAAAGCUUGGUGUGUGUUGUAGUUGAGGGAGAGAGAUAGAGAUGAACAGGAAGAAUGUGAUGGCUUCUCAGGUGAUCUUCAUACUCUUUGUCACACUUCCUGUUGUCCUUUGCUCCCCUCAUUUUGGUGGUCUGGAACCAGAGGCUAAUCAAUCAUCCAUUAGAUUCCUGGUGGUUGGAGACUGGGGUGGUUUGCCGAAUGCUCCCUUCAUCACGCCUAUUGAGUGGGCUACAGCAAGGGAAAUGGGCCGAACUGCUGAGCAGCUUGGUGCUGAUUUUGUUUUAGCCCUUGGAGAUAAUUUUUAUUAUAAAGGUGUGAAAAGUGUGGAUGAUCCCAGGUUUCAGGAAACAUUUGAGAAUGUCUUCACUGCAAAAUCUCUAAAUGUUCCAUGGUAUGUUGUCGCUGGCAACCAUGACCAUGCAGGAAAUGUUCAUGCCCAAAUCCAGUACAGCAAAAUGUCCCAACGCUGGAACUUCCCCUAUUAUUACUAUGAACUGAACUUCGACAUCCCACACACCGAUGCCACUCUGCAGGUGUUAAUGUUGGAUACUGUGCUGCUUUGUGGAAACACUGAUGACUUCCAGGAUGGAAAGCCAAGUGGACCUGAGAGCAGUGUGUUGGCCAACCGGCAGCUGCUUUGGCUGCAGGAACGCAUGCACAGCUCCACAGCGGACUUCUUACUUGUGGCUGGCCAUUAUCCUGUCUGGUCAGUGUCCAAACAUGGGCCCACUGACUGCCUGCUGAAAAGGCUUCGUCCCCUGUUGGUGAAGUACAAAGCCACAGCUUAUCUGUGUGGCCAUGAUCACAACCUGCAGUACUUCAAGGAGUCUGGGGUUGGAUAUGUUGUGAGUGGUGCAGGAAACUUUAUUGAUCCAGACAUGAGGCAUCGAAACUCCGUUCCCCGAAACUCUCUGAAGUUCUUCACAGGAAAGUCCUCUACACUUGGUGGCUUUGCUCAUAUGGAGGUUACUGAUAAAAAACUGACCCUAACCUUCAUUCAAGCGAGAGGCACUUCCCUGUAUCGCACUGUGCUGUCUAAACGCAAUUUGUAAUUCAUAGCAUUUUAACAAGUUUUAACACAUGCUUGCGAUUGAUUCAAUUUACAUGUUUUAGAGGUUUGAUGGCUUUAUAACUUGUUUAGGUUUUAAGUUGAAUAUUUUAAAUGUAAUUAAAAGAGCAUUUGAAUUAA
Molecule: messenger RNA, 1270 nt
Organism: Silurus meridionalis
Lineage: Eukaryota; Metazoa; Chordata; Actinopteri; Siluriformes; Siluridae
Gene: acp5a
Product: acid phosphatase 5a, tartrate resistant
Exons: 6
Coding region: 123-1133 (336 amino acids)
Biological process (GO): bone resorption
Molecular function (GO): ferrous iron binding; ferric iron binding; acid phosphatase activity
Source: RefSeq, a predicted model, not a curated record